Guyanagaster necrorhizus is the source of this 1179-nucleotide messenger RNA. Its product is annotated as peptidase. The record is from RefSeq and is a predicted model, not a curated record. Gene Ontology annotation, biological process: proteolysis. Lineage: Eukaryota; Fungi; Basidiomycota; Agaricomycetes; Agaricales; Physalacriaceae. Bases 1 to 1179 code for a protein of 392 amino acids. The transcript has 10 exons. Gene Ontology annotation, molecular function: metalloexopeptidase activity.
AUGGCCUUUCCAUCCCUCACUGUCCUAGGAAUCUUCCUCGUGAGUGUCGCAGCCAAUCAAGUACCUCUGGGUCCCGACCUUCAAUUUGACAAUCACGAAAACAUCACUGGGUUCCGUGUCGACCUCGACGCUCUGCGACUUGUACAGUUCGCGCCGCAAGAAGCCCCAGUGUGGAUCACGGAAAGAGAGAAGCUGAGGGCAAGGGCCACUGGUCAAACGUUCUUCGACAUCACGAACCAUCCUCACCUCGGAUCCUUCUCGCCCAAGGAGCGUUUCUCCUACCCCGAUACCGCCAAAGCAGUCGAUGUCGUCCGCACGAUCGUUCCUGUCCUAUCCACUACGUAUCUCGCGGAAACCCUUGCAUAUUUCUCUUCAUUUCGGACACGGUACUACAACUCUGAUACUGGGAAAGCUAGUUCCGAAUGGCUAUUACAGAAAAUUCAGAACUACACAAACGAGCUUGCAAGCGAGGAGCAAAGGGCGAUGAUUACCGUCAAACCGUUCACACAUUCUUGGUUGCAGACCUCCGUUAUCAUCCGAUUUGCAUCACUUGGUGUUCAAGACACAGAUCCUACGACAAUUAUCGGUGCUCAUUGUGAUAGCUUGAAUCUGGCUAAUCCAUUCGGACCUGCUCCUGGUGCUGACGAUGACGGCUCUGGGACUGUCACCAUUCUGGAGGCUUACAGAGCCCUUCUGGUUGCCAACUAUAUACCUGCAUCGCCUCUGGAGUUUCACUUCUAUGCCGCUGAAGAGGGUGGUCUCCUUGGGUCGCAGGACAUUGUAGCGGUAUAUGAAAAGGCAAGUCAAAGAGUCAAGGCUAUGCAGCAGUACGACAUGACAGCAUGGGUCAAGACUGGCACGACUGAAGCGGUUAGCGUCAUGACCAACAAUAUCGACCGUGACCUUACAGAAUUUCAGAAGAGACUUAUCGAAACGUACCUGGAUAUUCCAUGGGUGGAAAGCGCGUAUCCGGGUUAUGGCGCUAGUGACCACAAUACUUGGACGAAGGCGGGUUACCAGGCAUGCCAUUGCACAGAAGGCAAAUGGCUGAAUAUGAAUCGGGGUAACGUGCAUAGACCUACGGACCGAAUAGAUAUUUCACCAGAAUUUUCAUUCGAUCAUAUGCUCCAGUUUUCAAAGCUUGCAGUGGCCUUUAGCGUCGAGCUGUCAAAUUACUAA